AUGUGCCAACUCGCCCAGCGUUUACCAGCUCGCCUUUCAAACUGGGAACAACAAGGAUCCUGCGAACUUCUGAGCAGCGCACCUGGUUGCAGAAUAAACAUGGAGAAACAUUCACAUUUGGCGAUAAAAUCAUCUUACUCAGACUUGGUCAUCAAUGUAGGAAAAGUAACUCUUGGUGAAAGUAACAGAAAAAAGCUGCAGAAAGUUCAGAGAGAGAAAGAGAAGGUGAAAGUGAUCCAGGCUGCAUGUGCUUUAUUAAACUCAGGAGGAGGAGUGAUUCAACUGGAAAUGGCAAACAACGAUGAAAAUCUCGUGGAGAUGGGACUGGAUUUAGAAGCAGCUUUGAGAACACUUAUUCUGUUUUCAAAUCUGCAAGCUUUCUUCAAGACAAAGCAACAAGGGAAGUGUUACUACAUUUUUGUGAAGUCUUGGAGCACCGACGCCUUCUUGAAGACAUUUCUGUUAAGCCCCGCAUUUGUAGCCUGA
This is a messenger RNA of Rangifer tarandus platyrhynchus (Svalbard reindeer), 486 nucleotides long. NCBI's taxonomy places the organism in Eukaryota, Metazoa, Chordata, Mammalia, Artiodactyla, Cervidae. The record is from the annotation of a GenBank genome assembly.